CUCAUGCAUACCGUGAUUAUACCUUUCACCCUAAGCGCCCAGCAACCAUCCAAUCCCGCUGUUGAGAUACCGGAUCUCAAUCUUGCCAGUGAAAAGGGUCUGGGCCAAUGGGGAGCUAGGGUAGCUUAGCUUUUGAGAACGGGCCGCGGUUUUUUUUUUUUUUUGUUGUUGAAUUGGCCGAUAUGUAUCGGUUAACUUUACUUCCCCAGACUUGCCGAUGUUUCUUACAGAGGGGUUUAACAGAGAGGGGGGGGGUUCAUUGAGGUGCUGUAGUGGAAUGAUGAUGAAUUUGUGUUUCUAUUGUUAAAAGAUUGAGGCUUACGGGGACGGCGAAGGCGAUGGCUGAAAGGUAAAAAAGUAUUUGGAAGGUUGGAAAGCUUCUAGUUUCAUUCUGUCCCUACCUAGUUUGAGUUGAGAUACGGAUAUGGCUUGUAUUAUUGUGUAGCAGCUGGCUUGACUUGGCUUGACUUAGAGUAUCGAGGCUAGGUACGCUAGACUAGCCGUGCCAUAGCGGCCAUGUUAUAGCUGGGUUUGGUAUGCAAAUUGCCCUGACUUGAAUCAUCUGCCAGGGAGAUACAAUCCCGGACCCUACCUUGUGAAGCUCCUCCACUUUGCAAGGUAGAGGUAACCACUCUUUUUCCCUCUCCAGCCAACACAACACAACCCAACUCAACUGAGGAGUUGUGCUGUGCUGUGACUUCUUGUCUGUACUGUGCCUAUCCGUAUUCGACCUGAAUCAAUUCCAUCUCUUCUCGUCUUCCUUUUCUCUUUUCUCCUCCUCAUCCCCUCCUUCUUUAAUCCCUCUCUUUCUUCCUUUCCCACUCUCUUUUGGCCAUGGAUGUUCGUCGAAGACAUAUUUCCUUACGCGUUCUCGAUGCCUUUUCUAUAUUCCAGUAUUAAUAAACAAACUCACGAUACCAUCUUCUUUUUUCUCUUCAAAGUACAUAAACAGCUGGCGGCCCCCAACUUGAUCUCGCUUUAAUAUCCCCUUGUCGAUCCUUCUACCGAGCUCUCAUCAAAUGUCGCGCUACGAUCCGGAUCGUUCUUCCAUUACAGCUUCUUCAGCGACUUCAAAGAGCGAUAUGGCACAAUCAAACGAUGGGCUACAUAGGAUGAAUCGCCUCACGGUGGAUGAUGUGAGUCCUGCUGAGGACGAUGACGAUUAUAGCGAUACGACGUCCAAUUACUCGACUAUUUCCGAAGACACCCUUCCCCUGAUUCGCGAAUACGGACAUACCUACCACGGGUCUGGCCAGCUCCUCACGCCGAACGAUGCUUCUGAAGCGCAUCGCUUGACGGUCCAGCAUGAGCUUUACCAAUUGUGUCUUGACGGUAACCUUGCCGAUUCGAAAUUACCGCUUGAUCAAUAUACUCCCGAGGAUCCGAUGGAGAUCCUGGAUGUUGGUGCUGGUACGGGAAUAUGGGCUUGCGACAUGGCGAAGCGGUAUCCCCAGACCAACAUACUCGGUAUCGACUUGAGCAGCGCAUUGUUGCCCGAAGAUGUCCCUCCGAAUGUUACCUUUGAGAUCGCCGAUGCUACAGAAACGUGGCCGAACCGUACAUACGAUUUUAUACACAUGCGCAGUCUAGCUGGUGGCGGUGUUCGUGACUGGAACGCUCUGUUGGCCGAAGCCUACGAUCACCUCAACCCCGGCGGGCAGAUAGAAAUCGCCGAGAUCCGACCCCAUUUCUUCGACGCCGAUCCUGAACACGUUGAUUCCGAAUCAGGAGAAAAAGGCGAAGUCGGCGCAGCCUGCAAAGAGUACGAGAAGAUAUUCGAAGAGAUGUGCAUCAAGCUCGGCAUCGACUGCGAUCCCAUUCCCAGAGUCCCUGAAAUUUUAAACACCCUGGGGGCCGAUCUCAUCCGAGUUCGGGUAGAUUGGCUACCGAUACAGAAUUGGGGAAGUGAUCCGGUCACCCAACAGAAACGCAAGGCCCUGGCGGAGAUGGUCGAGUGCGAGAAUUGGACGUUGAGGUUAUUCGGACUCGGAGGGUGGGAGGAGAAAGCAACGCGGGCUCUGCUUGAUCGUGUUAGAGAGGAGAUUAACGACCCCAUGCUACGCAGUUUGGGGAAAGUGACGUUUGUCACGGCUCGAAAGGAAAUCGCCAGCGGCAAAUAGGUUCUUAAGGAAUAGGCAUAGAGAUGUGCAUAUAUUGGAGUUUUUGGGUCAUCACGGCGUCAAAGGCAUUGUGUCUGGGGCGGAUGUCAGGAAGAAUAGGGAAUGGUGCAAACCAAUGAGCUCGAAGAGAAUAACCCAAGAUGGGGAAUGGAUACCAUAUGGAACAUAUAGGGCAUGGAUUGGUUCAUGGAAGAGAUUGGCCGAGUUGAUUGAGGUCAAGUCAAGUUACUGGGGACAUAAAUGGGCAGAUGGAGUUGGAUACCACAAGCCUUGGAUACAGUACAAGGCAUCGAACGGGGCAGAGAAACGUGUCUACGGGCAUGAAACACCGUACUAGCGGUUACAGGCCGGGAUGAGUCGACCAGAAGAUGUAGGUAGGAGAUGCAAGGUGUCAAAGGUAUAUUCGUCUAUCAGGAUGACUCCCGACACUUGAUCAUCUCACUUGGUAUGCACUCAGUUCACGCAUAUCUUAUGCUACAGAGAUGCCCACAGUACGCCCCAUGUACCCAUACAAAACAGAUCAAAAGAGAACAGAACAACUCCAGAUAUCCAAAUCAAACAGUUUCAAUGUAUCGCUUCAUUUCCCUGUGAAAUGUCAGUCAAGUCAACUAGUAGGGACGGGGAGAGUGGGGACGUACCAAUCAGUUACUGCCUCGUCAUAUAGACGGACCUCAUGUUCUCUUGUACCACCAAAGUGCUCCACAAAGUCAUCACCG
Molecule: messenger RNA, 2836 nt
Organism: Fusarium odoratissimum NRRL 54006
Lineage: Eukaryota; Fungi; Ascomycota; Sordariomycetes; Hypocreales; Nectriaceae
Exons: 3
Coding region: 1020-2120 (366 amino acids)
Molecular function (GO): methyltransferase activity
Source: RefSeq, a predicted model, not a curated record